Messenger RNA from Phymastichus coffea, 2726 nucleotides. Its product is annotated as WD repeat domain phosphoinositide-interacting protein 3. The coding region runs from base 202 to 1236 and encodes 344 amino acids. Gene Ontology annotation, molecular function: phosphatidylinositol-3,5-bisphosphate binding; phosphatidylinositol-3-phosphate binding; protein binding. Gene Ontology annotation, cellular component: extrinsic component of membrane; cytosol; phagophore assembly site membrane. The record is from RefSeq and is a predicted model, not a curated record. The transcript is spliced from 6 exons. NCBI's taxonomy places the organism in Eukaryota, Metazoa, Arthropoda, Insecta, Hymenoptera, Eulophidae. Gene Ontology annotation, biological process: protein localization to phagophore assembly site; protein lipidation; autophagy of mitochondrion.
GCGGCGACAACAACAAAAAGUGGGAAUCUCUUUAUAACGCUUUCGUCGCUAUCAGCUGAUUUGAGAGAGCCGCGCGAGACGCUUUUCGAAAAAGAGACAAGAGGCUGCUGCAGUUGUCCGCGGAGAAAAGCCAUGAGCUGAGCUUGAGUUUUUCCGAGAGACUACGCAACGUAACGAGAAGUGAAGUGCACAUCAGCUACGAUGAAUCUCGCUAUGGGAAGCCCUAAUGGCAACGGCCUCCUGUACGCCGGUUUCAAUCAGGAUCAGGGAUGUUUUGCUUGUGGUAUGGAAAAUGGUUAUAGAGUUUACAACUGUGACCCACUCAAAGAAAAAGAACGACAUGAUUUUGGAGAAGGUGGCUUGGGCUAUGUGGAAAUGUUGUUUAGAUGCAAUUAUUUGGCCUUUGUUGGAGGAGGAAAGCAACCAAUGUAUCCACCAAAUAAAGUCAUAAUAUGGGAUGAUUUGAAGAAAGCACCUGCUAUUACACUGGAAUUCAGUGCACCAGUAAAAGGAGUAAAGUUGAGGAGAGACAGAAUAGUUAUUGUUCAGGAAGGUGUUAUAAAAGUUUAUACGUUUACUCAAAGUCCACAGCAGUUGCAUGUGUUUGAGACAAAUGCCAAUCCGAAAGGCCUAUGUGUUCUUUGUCCGAACAGUAAUAACUCUCUACUUGCUUUCCCUGGUAGGAAAAAUGGACAUGUACAAGUCGUUGAUUUAGCUAAUACUGAAAAGCCACCACUCAAUAUAGAAGCACAUGAAACACCUUUGUCUUGUAUAGCACUGAAUUUACAAGGAACUAGAUUAGCAACUGCUUCUGAAAAAGGUACUUUAAUAAGAGUAUUUGAUUCUCAAACGGGUACUAUGAUUAACGAAUUGAGACGAGGUGCUAAUCACGCCAACAUAUACUGCAUCAAUUUUAAUCACGACUCGACGUGGCUAUGUGUUGCGAGUGACCACGGGACUGUUCAUGUAUUUGCUGUAGAGGAUCAAAAAUUGAAUCGUCAGUCUAGUUUAGCGUCGGCAACGUUUUUACCAAAAUACUUCAGUUCAAGCUGGAGUUUUUGCAAAUUUCAGGUACCCGGUGGACCCCAAUGUAUGUGUGCCUUUGGCACUGAUAAUAAUAGUAUCAUUGUAAUAUGUGCGGAUGGUAGUUAUUAUAAAUUCAUCUUCAAUAAUAAAGGUGAGUGCACGAGAGACUUCUAUGAGCAAUUUCUCGAAAUGACCGACGAUAAGCUGUGACUCUCAACCGAUCCUUCGAGGCCAAGACAAAGACUUCCAUUUGCGUGAAUAAACUGUGAUUGCCGUGUGCGCAGCAGCUUGUCGCUUCUAUUCCGAGCGCGAUUUUUUCGCUAAUAUAUAUAUAUAUAUAGAUGAAAAAGCGCAUGCUAUUAUAAAUCGUUUCAGUUGUAAGUACCUGGUAAGCGCAAAAAUAAUAUGAAAAUACAAAGAAAAAAUUGUUUUUAUUAUGCGUCUCAUUGCUGCCAGUCAUUCUAAAUGACACGACGAAUAAUAUAAUAUGUUGAUGAAAAAACAAAACGAUUGUAUUAAUGCGUUGAGUACAAAAGCUCAACAUAAGAAAAAAAAUGUUAACGAAUUAUAUUGAAGCAUAAUAAUCAAGUUUGGUGAGCUCUGUUAUAUCGAGUUUUAUGUCAAAAUUUUUAAGGCAAUUUUUUCGAUCAAUGUGAAAAAAUGUAUGCGGACUAAAGUUAACGUCAACACGCGAGUCUUUGAAAUUCAAAAUAAUUAUAACAACUGAGAAACAGUAAUAUGAAAGUAGACCAGACUUAUGAAUAUUGAGUAGAGAAUAUAUAAAUUAUGAAAAUGUUGAUGUAAAUGGUUUUUUUAAUCUUGUUAAUCCGAUUGCCAGAAAAUAGAAUUACUUGAGAUUAACAAUGUUAGUUGUUUAGACAAUUUUGAAUACCGCAGACUUGAAACAUCAUCAACUGAACGAUAUACGUUUGUCUCGAUUGUUGCAUAAAUAUGAAGCACCAUAUAAAGAUUAAAAAUUCUAGUCUACAUACGUAUUUGUUAUAUACUUAAGUACUUGUUGAUAAGUAUAUAUUACGUCCAUAUUGAAUAAUAUUUAUGGAGGGUUAUUUAAGCUUUGCUCUUAAAAAACUUCACUGUACAUAUCAAGUGACUAACAGUCAAAUGUAUGUUGUUUUUCUUUUAACCACUACAGUGCAAUCUUGGAGUAAGAGUUUAAAUAAAUCCUAGAGAAUGCUAAAAAGACUGUUGACGUUAAUUUUAUACUAGGUAUUAAAAAACCAGAAAAAAGCACUGAUAACGAGGUGCAGCGCUUAGCCUAUAUUACAUUGAAAUCGGAAAUGAGCGACAUUAUUGUUGCAGAAUAUUAUUUCUGAUAAGUGGAUUGGUUUUCUUUUUUUUUUCUCUAGCAGCCUUUGAUAUUUUACCAUUAAGUUUUUAGUUUUCUAAAAUAAAAUUUGUAUAUAAUUUAAUAUCUACUAUUUAGUGUAUAUCCAUUAUCGUAACAACAUAUAAUUUCUUUGUACGUUAGGCAGAGAGUAACAAUUUUUAUUUGUAGAUUUUGUUUGAGUGACACAAUGAACAAAUCCGUAGUGCAAAAGUUGAGAAUGUUUCUUACCUUACGUGUGUUUUAUGUAAUUUUGCCGAGUCUUUUUAUUGCACUAUACUUUUUAAGAUAUUUGUAUGAAAUCUAUACUUUGGGGCUGUUAAAUGCUGAUUUUUAAUUCUGUAAUAAUUUUUAC